Messenger RNA from Spea bombifrons (plains spadefoot toad), 7439 nucleotides. RefSeq names its product notch receptor 4 (gene NOTCH4). NCBI's taxonomy places the organism in Eukaryota, Metazoa, Chordata, Amphibia, Anura, Pelobatidae. Gene Ontology annotation, cellular component: plasma membrane; protein-containing complex. Gene Ontology annotation, biological process: establishment or maintenance of epithelial cell apical/basal polarity; Notch signaling pathway; heterophilic cell-cell adhesion. The record is from RefSeq and is a predicted model, not a curated record. Gene Ontology annotation, molecular function: calcium ion binding; protein binding. The coding region runs from base 52 to 6612 and encodes 2186 amino acids. The transcript is spliced from 34 exons.
GCCUGCCGGCUGGUGAGAACCUGCCUUUUCUGGGCUAAUGUAAACGCCGCGAUGGGCACCCUUUGGACCUGGCUGUACCUCCUCUGUCUGCCUCUUUGCCGGGGCUUACAGUGUAUAAAUCAGCAGGAAUAUUGUACAAACGGAGGGGUGUGUGAAGAGCAGAACGGGACAUGGAUGUGCAGGUGCCCGAUUGGAUUUAUAGGCGAUCGCUGCCAAAACGUAGAGCCUUGCGCAUCUAUCAACUGCAAAAAUGGUGGAUCUUGUCAACGUUUCUCAGCCACAGAAUACCAAUGUCAGUGUCUGCCCGGGUGGACAGGCAAACACUGUGAGUACCUGGACUUUUGUUCAACAAACCGCUGCAUGAACAAUGGAAAAUGUAUCAACACCGUGCCUAACUUCGUGUGCCUGUGCCCGCCGGGCUUUGAGGGCGAAGCUUGCGAGAAGGAUAUCGAUGAAUGUCAGGCGGUGGGAACCUGUCGGAACGGCGGGACCUGCAAGAACCUGUUGGGUUCUUUUGAGUGCGUGUGCGACGCUAUGUACCACGGGGACAGGUGUGAGAUAAGAAGAGGUGUGUGUGCCCCAGACAGCUGUCUCAAUGCAGGGAAGUGCCAGCAGAGGGACGUGGAUUUAUACCAGUGCGCAUGCCCGGCAGAGUACACGGGGUCACAAUGUGAAGAGAACAUCGACGAUUGUAUCAACCACAAGUGCCAGAAUGGGGGUUCGUGCAAAGACGGACUGGGGUCGUAUUCCUGUCAAUGUGCCCCUGGGUGGGAGGGCUGGGAUUGCACCCGGGAUAUCGAUGAAUGUCAGACUCCUGGCAUAUGCAGGAAUGGCGGCACUUGCCAAAACAUGCCGGGGGGGUAUAAAUGCGUAUGCGUCAACGGCUGGAAUGGGGAGAACUGCGAACACAACAUCGAUGAUUGUCUCACGGCCACCUGUGCGCUGGGCUCCACCUGCGUGGACCAGGUGGGGACGUAUAUCUGCCUCUGUCCACCUGGCAGAAUCGGCUUGUUGUGUCAGGAACAAGAUGGCUGCCUGAAUAACCCCUGCCACCCGGCUGCCACCUGUGAUUCUCAGCCGUCUUCUAAGACGGUUCUGUGCCGCUGCCAGCCCGGGUACACCGGACCCACGUGCCACCAGGAUCUCGAUGAAUGCCAGUUAGGUUCCUCUCCCUGUGAGCAUGGUGGAGAGUGCGUGAACACCGAAGGCUCCUUCCACUGCCGCUGCUCUAAGGGUUACACCGGCACCCGCUGCGAAACCGACCAGAAUGAAUGCCAGUCCAACCCGUGCUAUAACGGCGCUACGUGCCUCGACCACUUGGGAUAUUUCAAAUGUUUGUGUUCACCCGGAUACGAAGGAGAACUUUGUGAGUUAGAGAAAGAUGAAUGUGGGAGCUCUCCCUGCCAAAAUGGAGGUCUCUGCUCAAACUCUCCGACCGGCGCCAACUGCUCUUGUCCUGCAGGUUUUACAGGCCUACUGUGCGAGGUCGACGUGGAUGAGUGUGCCAGCUCCCCUUGUCUAAAUGGUGGAAAAUGCCAGGAUCAUCCAGGGGGAUACAACUGUAGCUGCUCUUUGGGUUUCCAGGGUCCCCGCUGUGAGAUUGACGUAGACGAGUGCGCCAGCUCUCCGUGCCACUCCGGGGAGUGCGUGGACAGCCCGGGGUUCUUCUCCUGUAACUGCCUCCCUGGUUACACUGGCGACCGGUGUGAGCAGAACAUUAGUGAAUGCCAGAGUGAGCCGUGCCACAACGGAGCUUCGUGCCAGGACCUUUUGGAUGGAUUCCUGUGUCUUUGCCCACCGGGCAUCACCGGUCUCACCUGCGACACAAACGUAGACGAAUGCGCGAGUAACCCCUGUGUUCACGGUCACUGCACCGACCUGGUCAACUCUUUCCGGUGUCAUUGUGACCCCGGGUUCUCAGGGAUCCUGUGUGACGCGGACGUUGAUGAGUGCCUCUCCAACCCUUGUGAUAACGGGGGCAUUUGCAGUAAUACCGAAGGGGGUUUCUUGUGUCAAUGCCCCCACGGGACCUUAUUGCCUCUUUGUGCCCUACAGGACAGCGAAUGCAACCAGACGUGUGUCCAUGGGAGCUGCCAGGCAAUGGACAGCAGGCAUCACUGUGUUUGUGACCCCGAUUGGUCAGGCCCAGCCUGCGAUACCUACAUCUACCAAUGUGCCACCGAUCCGUGCAAGAACGGGGGAACAUGCCAGCCUCGCCGGGACGGGUUUAACUGCACAUGCGCUUCUGGAUAUACCGGAGCGCUCUGUGACACUCAGCUCAGUCACUGCUCGUCUGAUCCGUGUUUAAAUGAGGGUGUUUGCUUGGAUUCACCUUCCGGAUAUACGUGUUCAUGCGCAACCCCAUAUACCGGAGCCCGCUGUGAUGUCCUUCUUCCGCCUUGUUACUCGGACCCCUGCCAGAAUGGAGGGAGCUGCCAUACGUUUGGGGAUGAGACCCUCUCCUGUCUGUGCCCCGUGGGGUGGCAAGGCUUUUUGUGUGAGAUUGAUGUGGAUGAGUGUAAGACAGAUCCCUGUAAGAAUGGGGGCAGUUGUUUUAAUACCCCUGGGGCAUACAGCUGCACCUGCGUUAAUGGAUACACCGGACAGCACUGCGAUACAAAACAGAAUCGCUGCCUGCAAGUGAAGUGUAAGAACGGGGGCACGUGUGUCAGUUUGCACGACUCCUACCUGUGCUUGUGUCCUCCUGGGUACUCGGGGGAGACGUGCCAGGAGAACGUGGAUGGAUGUGCGUCCUCACCGUGCCAAAAUGGCGGAUCCUGCAGGAGUCAAGGCGUCUCGUAUAUCUGUGUGUGUGAAAAAGGCUUCGAGGGAGUAGACUGUGAACUGAAUUCGCAAGACUGCACCAACAGCUCCUGUCUGAAUGGCGGCACCUGUAUGGAUGGCAUUGCCAGCUUCUCCUGCCUGUGCCCGGAGAGGUUCACCGGCGAGCAGUGCCAGUCCCAGCUCAGUCACUGCCAUCCUCAGCCAUGCAAAAAUGGAGGCAUCUGUGAGGACCUCCCGGAAGGCUAUCAAUGCUCCUGCCCCCAGAGUUACACCGGGGGCAACUGCGAGGUUCCUGUAGAUUUGUGCUCCAAUAGUCCGUGUCAGAACGGAGGAACCUGUUCUCAGACCGGGACGAGGUAUCGAUGUAUCUGUGCCCUGGGAUGGAUCGGGAGUCACUGCGAGACACCCCUAAUGACCUGCAGGGCCACAGCCGCCAGAGAAGGGGUGGAUCCGAACUCUCUCUGCAGUGGACAUGGAAAAUGCGUGGAUUCUGGGCUGUCUCAUGUGUGCCGAUGCUUUUUUGGAUACACUGGACCCCAAUGCAAAGUGAGGAUUGACCUGUGCACCCCAAAUCCAUGUCACAACGGGGGAUACUGCAAGGAAGCUGCUGGUUCCUUCUCCUGCCAGUGCGCACCCGGGUACCUUGGGGACACAUGCGCAGAGAGGGACCCAUGUCUGUCCCAACCAUGUCACCACAAUGGGGAGUGUGUAGCGCACGGCGAGAACUUCCAGUGCGUGUGUCCAUCGGGAACCCAAGGAAUUCACUGUGAAAUUAACUUUGAUGACUGCGCCCCUGUGACAUCAGAACCCCGCUGCUAUCAUGGAGGCACCUGCAAGGACGAGGUUGGGGGCUAUUCCUGCUUGUGCCCCCCAGGGUUUGUUGGUGACAGGUGUGAAGGGGACGUGAAUGAGUGUCUGUCCAAUCCGUGUCACCCUCAGGGGACGCACGCCUGCGUGCAGCUUGACAAUUCCUACAUGUGCCAAUGUAACCGGCACUACACAGGCCUAAGGUGUGAGAAGAUAAUAAACUUCUGUGAGAAUAAUCCUUGUUUAAAUGGAGGAUCGUGCGCGGUCGCGAUUAAUACUCCACUUGGCUUCACCUGCAGUUGCCCACAGGGAUAUUCUGGAGCCACCUGCAGUGACUCCAUAGUUCCUUGUGGCCCCUACACCUGUUAUAACGGGGGGCAGUGCAUGCCAGCACACGGGGGGCUUCCUCGCUGCCUAUGCCCAAGAAGCUUUUCCGGACCCCAGUGCCUGGAAUUUGGGAGGCCAACCGCGACCCUUGCAAGCACCCCUCCCCCCGCUUCCAGUGGACCUUGGCAAAAUUGCACAGAGGCAGAGUGCAGGAAGAAGUUCCGAGAUGGCGUUUGUGACAGUGACUGCAACAACAAAUUAUGUUUGUAUGACGGCUUCGACUGUAACGUCACGUUGUCGUGCAACCCUCUGUAUGAUAAAUACUGCCUCGACCACUUUGCCAAUGGUCACUGUGAGAAAGGUUGUGACAAAGAAGAGUGUGGUUGGGAUGGAGGAGACUGCUCCAGUGAUAUAAGUGACCAUCCUGGGGGAGUCCUCAUCUUGGCGCUGAACUAUGCCCCUCCUGUGCUUCACCGGCGAGAUGUGACCGUCCUCUUGCGCUCGCUCUCCAUCUUCCUCCGGACCAGCAUCAAGUUAUUAACGGACAGCAAAGGAGACAUGCUCUUCAAGUAUCGGAAGAGGGACAACCCAAAUAAGCUGUCACCAGACACUCUACAGAGGUGGGAAUACGAGACGGCGACCUCCUCCCCCGAGAGGGAUCAAGGAGAAGAUGGGGAAGAGGAUGACCAGACUAUUGGCUGCGUCCUCUACCUCGGGGUGUAUGGAGCAAAGUGCGACCGACCUCCCUGCCUCCAUACCGCCGAAGAGGCCGCGCACUUUCUGGAGGCCAUCAGCGUCAACCGAGAGGAGAUUCUGCCUUACACUCUCCUAGGGGUGCAACACAAUGACGAAAAAAAAGGUUCGGUAAGCGAGAUCUCCCAGCUGCAGUGGCCUUUGGUUAUGGCAUCCAUUGGGGCGCUGGUGGCUCUAAUAAUAGGGGGCUUCAUUGGGGUGCAGCUGAGCAGAAAACGCCAGCAUGGAGUUCUGUGGCUGCCUGCCGGAUUCAGUCGCCACCGGGCAGCAGACGGUAGCCGGAGACGCGAGCCUGUAGGGGAAGAUGCUGUCCGACUCAAGCCGUUAAAACAUGAUCCAGGCUAUGAUGACGAUUCAGCCCCAGAAGAAGGUAUUGUGCAGCCAAAAUCCAGGCGUUUGAGGCUUGCUGAAGACUCAUCCAUCCACGACCAUCGACAGUGGAGUCAACAGCACAUCGACGCGGGCGUGCGUUUCCCCCAGUGCAUUGCCCUGACACCACCCCAGGAGGAACCCGAUUGCGGAGACAUCAACGCGAGAGGCCCAGACGGAGUGACUCCUCUAAUGUCAGCCAUUUGUGCUGGAGGGGGCUUGGAACCCGUUGGCGGCGGAGAAGAUCCCCCAGAGGUAGAAAGCUCUGCGGCUGUAAUCUCUGACCUCAUUGGUCAGGGGGCCAGUCUCAAUGCCCAGACGGAUUCCACCGGCGAGACAGCUCUUCACCUGGCUGCUCGAUUCUCGAGGCAAGACGCCAUCAAGUGCAUGCUCGACGCCGGAGCAGACACCAACGUCCAAGACAAACUGGGGAGGACUCCGCUUCAUACCGCUAUCGCAGCUGAUGCUCUGGGCGCUUUCCAGUCUCUCCUACGAUGCCGGCAGACCGAUAUCGAUGCUCGUAUGAAUGACGGGUCCACUCCGCUCAUCUUGGCCUCUCGACUCCCCGUACAAAACAUGGUGGAAGAGCUGGUAUCGUGUGGUGCUGAUAUUGGAGCGACAGAUAAUAGGGGUAAGUCGGCGCUUCACUGGGCAGCUGCUGUGAAUAAUGCGCCGGCACUCAGGACUCUGCUGUGCCAUGGGGCAAACAAAGAUCUACAGGACAAGAGGGAUCAGACCCCUCUUUUUCUGGCCGCUCGGGAAGGAAGUUUUGAGGCUGCCAGGAUUCUCAUCGAACACCAGGCUGAUCGAGAUCUCACUGAUCAUGUAGGACAUCAGCCACGGCAUGUGGCUCGGGAGCGGGGACACAGGGACAUUCAACAACUUCUGGAAGAACGUGGACCCAUAGUCAACAGGAACACGCCUGCGGCACAUCCUCCUGGAGGACCUCAUGCAAAAAAGACUCCGCGACCUCGACCCAAGGACACUGCCAAACCGCCCCCCUUGCCGCACAUAGACCUGAGCAGCUCCUGUUAUCACAAUGCCCCACCUCUUUCAGCACCGCCAUAUGCAGCAGGACCACCAACAGAAGGCAGCUGCUGUCAGUCGCAUCAUUCAAUGCCCACUUAUGGUGGUAACUGCCCUCCUUAUCCUCGCAGUGGCUCCUUCUCCUCAGGGGUGGCCCAAUGCCAGUGGGGAAAUAGAGGUUGGAGAGUCCAUUUUUGCACUGCAGUCCCUGAGGCACCCUACUCAGGCGGAGGUCAACAAGUAUCUCCUCGUGCCCAGUGGCUCCCAGAAUCUCACCAUCCUCAGUCUCCAAAAUGCCAAAAUCCAGUUCCAGGCUACUGCCCAACUCCAUCCUUGGAGCCUCAGCCCGCCAAGGACAUGCCUUGCACCCCCACUGACCAGUUGGGUCAUAGCCUCUACUUGACACCGCCUCCCUCACAGUAUGGCUACCCUUCCCCUGCCAGCCCAGAGGAAAUAUCCACUACCCAAAUGACUUGCAUGCACCACCAUCCUUUCCUCACACCUUCCCCGGAGUCUCGAAACACUUGGGGCAUCGCCUCACCAUAAGUUCUAAGUCAAGUGAAAGGCUGGAAAACUUAUCUGAGCGAUGGGUAGGGUUGUCCUGCUGGGUCAUGGUGGCCAGAUCAGGGACACAAUGUGUGCUGUCCAGGCCUCCAUUCUGUCUAAGGAGUCAGCUCCAGCCAGCCUGUGCCUUUACUAACGCUAAGUGUCCUAUCACAGGGUUGAUAAGUGGGUUUCCUGGCAUGUCGUACCAAAGGGUUCCAUGUGAUACGUGUCCCGCAACAACAGCAUCAAGUCCUUAAUGUGUGUCUUCUUACCGAAACACUGGAUUCUACAUUCUAUCUGUGUCCUGAGUCGCUUGUAACGUCAUAUUCGGGAAUUAAACGUCAUUUUGUUGUUAAUUUGGGCUUUUCUCCAGAAGUUGUAAAAGAAUCUGAUGGAUUCUGCAUCACAAUUUCAGGAAUUUACCACCUUUUUGAAUAAAUUUUCUCCCCCCCCCCAACCAUUCCAAGGUGUUGGAAUUUAACAUCUGCGUACAUUUUUUAUAUAAAAUAUGUUAUUGUCGUAAUGGUUACAGAUGGUUUGUCAAAGCCUUGGAAUUUUGCUUUUAUUUUGGAUAUCAAAUAAUUUCUAACUUAAAGGCGUAAUAAAUGAAUAACGUGUUAUAUGCUAUUUCUCUGUCUUUGUUGGCAUAAUGACGAAGCUGAUUACAAAUCAUGCCUUCCAAGUGCCUACCCGUGUAGUCCUCUUUCCUCCCCUGAUAUCGCUCUUUUCUAAGAGUCUUAAAAAAAGCCAUAAAUUGUUGGUGCUAUAUAAAUAAUAAAAUAUCAUUGGUUUUUAAAUUUGCCAUUAAAUAUUUCUACUGCAGCAAA